This is a messenger RNA of Phyllopteryx taeniolatus (common seadragon), 8243 nucleotides long. Its product is annotated as microtubule-associated serine/threonine-protein kinase 1-like. The transcript is spliced from 27 exons. Gene Ontology annotation, molecular function: ATP binding; protein serine/threonine kinase activity; protein binding. NCBI's taxonomy places the organism in Eukaryota, Metazoa, Chordata, Actinopteri, Syngnathiformes, Syngnathidae. Bases 604 to 5649 code for a protein of 1681 amino acids. The record is from RefSeq and is a predicted model, not a curated record. Gene Ontology annotation, biological process: peptidyl-serine phosphorylation; intracellular signal transduction.
AGGAGUCACACAAAUAUCGCGUUGCUGCUGCUGCUGCUGCUGCUGCUGCAGCUUCCCCAGUUUUAUUGAAAGUGAAGAUGGACGACGGAGGGGGAAAUUGCGUUUUUAACGAGAAGAGAGUUAUGACUAAGCGGUUCCCGGGUGGUCUUCUACGGGACGUCAAAUAGGCAUUUGGCCGAGCUGGGCUUUAGAAGUCGCAAUUCUCGCGUGGAAAGAAGCUCGCGUUUCUUGUGGAUGCUGUCGUGUUGUGACACAGCAGGACAAGCCAGGACCGGGUUAGUUCUCCCAAGAACUGUAUCCAGACCGACAAACAAAACCCUCAGGUGGGUUGUCAAGGAUGAUCGGACAACAACUGCACGACUUUCAACAGUGAGGUUUCUCUCAAUGGCUUCUUUUUCGUGCCAUUAAUUUAGAUCAGACACAAUGGGUCUGCUUGCCAUUUGUGUCAUUUCGUGCUCCUCCUCGACGUGACAGCGGACCAUUGCGCUCAGGACUUUGUUGCUUCUGUUGCAGUGCAGUUCGGCUGGCAGCUACAGUCCCGUUCGGUCUGAACACAGAACACAGCGAGCUGAUCAUUUUAUUGUCAUUGCACUUUAUUAAAACAUGGAUGACUCGGGCAUAAUACGACGCCGGAGGCUGCAGAAGGAUUUGCCCCUGCCUCGCAAGAGCAGCAGCUGUCGAACAAGCAACAGGAAAAGUCUCAUCUUGACCACCACCUCCCCCACUCUGCCUCGCCCACACUCUCCUCUGCCUCUCCCCGGACACCUUGGAAGCAGUCCACUGGACAGCCCGAGAAACUUCUCCCCAAGCACCCCUGCUCACUUCUCCUUUGCCUCCUCCAGAAGAGCUGAUGGACGCCGUUGGUCUUUAGCGUCUUUGCCCUCGUCUGGUUACGGCACAAACACUCCCAGCUCAACGUCGUCCAGCUCUUCUCAGGAGCGGCUGCACCAGCUGCCCUUCCAGCCCACCAUGGAUGAGCUCCACUUCUUAUCCAAGCACUUUGGCAGCACGGAGAGCAUCACAGACGAUGAUGGCGGACGCUCCUCUCCACACAUGCGCCCGCGCUCCCGCAGUCUCAGCCCAGGACGCUCCUCUUCCUGCUAUGAUAACGAGAUAGUCAUGAUGAACCACGUGUACAAGGAGCGCUUUCCGAAGGCCACUGCUCAGAUGGAAGGGAGGCUUGCAGAGUUCAUCCACGCUUACUCUCCUGAAAAUGUUCUCCCGCUGGCCGACGGCGUUCUCAGCUUCAUCCACCACCAGAUCGCUGAGCUCUCCAGGGACUGCCUGACGAAAUCCUGCGAGGGACUCAUCACAUCUGUCUACUUCUUCGAGCUGCAGGAAAACCUGGAGAAGCUUCUCAAUGACGCCUUUGAACGUUCAGAGAGCUCGGAGGUGGCUUUCGUCACAGAGUUGGUGAAGAAGCUUCUUAUCAUCAUUUCCCGACCGGCCAGGCUCUUGGAGUGUCUGGAAUUCAACCCUGAGGAGUUCUACCAUCUGCUGGAGGCAGCGGAGGAUGUUGCCAAGGAGGGUCACCUGAUGAAAACUGACAUCCCUCGUUAUAUUGUCAGCCAGUUGGGACUCACCAGGGACCCGAUUGAAGAGAUGGUAAACCUUGAUAGUUAUGACAGUGAAGGACCUCUAACACCAGAAACAGAUGACUCAACAGAGGGUAAGAUUAGAGCAAUGAAACCACCAGGUGAAGCUGACUUCCAGACCAUCAAGCUCAUUAGCCAUGGAGCAUAUGGUGCUGUGUAUCUGGUCCGACACCUGGAGACACGCCAGCGUUUUGCCAUGAAGAAAAUUAACAAACAAAACCUGAUCCUAAGGAACCAGAUCCAACAGGCCUUUGUCGAGAGAGACAUCCUCACAUUUGCUGAGAACCCCUUUGUGGUCUCCAUGUUCUGUUCCUUUGAGACCCGACGGCACUUGUGCAUGGUCAUGGAGUAUGUUGAAGGAGGAGAUUGUGCGACACUGCUGAAGAACAUUGGGGCUCUGCCAGUGGAAAUGGCUCGGAUGUACUUUGCUGAAACUGUCCUUGCACUCGAAUACUUACACAACUAUGGCAUUGUUCACCGUGACCUCAAGCCUGACAACCUUCUAAUAACAUCUAUGGGCCACAUCAAGCUUACAGACUUUGGCCUGUCUAAGAUGGGUCUAAUGAGUCUGACCACCAACCUGUAUGAAGGGCACAUCGAGAAAGACACGCGUGAGUUCUUGGAUAAACAGGUGUGUGGAACCCCAGAGUAUAUUGCUCCUGAGGUAAUUCUUCGUCAAGGUUACGGAAAGCCAGUGGACUGGUGGGCUAUGGGUAUCAUCUUGUAUGAGUUUUUGGUGGGGUGUGUGCCUUUCUUUGGAGACACUCCGGAGGAGCUGUUUGGACAAGUCAUAACAGAUGACAUUGUAUGGCCUGAAGAAGAUGAGGCCCUCCCUGUUGAUGCCCAACAUCUCAUCUCCUCUCUUUUACAGACAAAUCCACUUGUUCGCCUAGGAACGGUAGGGGGUGCUUUUGAAGUGAAGCAGCACUCCUUCUUCACAGAGGUGAACUGGAACAGCUUGCUGAGACAAAAGGCCGAGUUCAUCCCUCACCUGGAGUCAGAGGAGGACACCAGUUAUUUUGACACACGGUCUGAGCGCUACCAUCAUGUGCAUUCAUAUGAUGAGGAUGAUACCAAUGAUGAUGAGCCUGUGGAGUUACAUCGCUUUUCUUCGUGUUCACCCCGCUUUAGCAAGGUGUACAGCAGUAUGGAACAUCUGUCCCAGCUGGAGCAUAAACCCCCAAGUGUAACAUUAAGGGAGCACAAAGUUCCAAAAGAGGACCGAAUGGCCAAGAGAGAAAGCCUGGGUAGCUUUACGCUCAGGGACAAGAGCUGGAGGACUGGAUCACCAGAAAUGAAGCGUUUGUCCUGCUCAGAGUCGUCCUUCACCGAGAGCGACUACAGUCCUCCAUCUGGAGCCCGAAGGCGCUUCUCUGCCCUCAUGGACACGCACCGCUUGGCCUCACCUCUGGAGGUAGAUUCUGAGCAGUCCCUAACAAGGGUCCAGCCACAAGUGAAGGCCAGGGGCACCUCUCUGGAAGGAGCCAUGGGUGCCAUAUCCUCGCAAGGCGAUCUCAGGACAUUCCUUAAAGAAAGCAAUGGGUUCACAGCUGGAGCCAGUGCAACUGUUCUGGGGCUUCCAGAGCCCCAAGGGCCCAGAGGGGCCACCAGUGACUUGGUGCUGCGGAGAGUUCGGCAUCAGCAGCUCUCAGCUGAGGGAGAAAAACGGAACUCUCGACCUGGAAAUAAAGUUAUCAAAUCUGCUUCUGCUACUGCUUUAUCUGUCAUCAUUCCUGCAGUGGAGCAACAUGGUGCCUCCCCCCUAGCGAGCCCCAUGUCUCCUCGCUCCCUUUCGUCCAACCCCUCCUCUCGGGAUUCCUCUCCCAGUCGAGACUACUGUCCAGUGGUAAACGUCCUGCAUUCCCCAAUCACCAUCCACCGCUCUGGCAAGAAGUAUGGCUUUACUCUCCGAGCAAUUAGAGUCUAUAUAGGAGACAGCGAUGUCUACAGCGUACACCAUAUGAUAUGGCAUGUGGAGGAUGGAGGCCCCGCCCAGGAGGCUGGACUUAGUGCUGGUGAUCUCAUCACACAUGUAAAUGGGGAGUCAGUUCACGGUCUGGUCCAUACAGAAGUGGUGGAGCUCAUCCUGAAGAGUGGAAACAAGGUGACCGUUACAACGACUCCCUUUGAGAACACCUCUAUAAAAGUGGGACCUGCACGCAAGACCAGCUAUAAAUGCAAAAUGGCCCGACGCAGCAAAAGACCAGGAGCCAAAGAGGGGCAAGAUAAGAAGCGCAGCUCCCUGUUCAGAAAAAUCACCAAGCAGUCCAAUUUGCUCCACACCAGUCGGAGCCUCUCCUCUUUGAACCGCUCUCUAUCAUCUGGAGACAGUUUACCCGGAUCUCCCACCCACAGCUUCUGUGCCCGCUCACCCACUCAGACAUAUCGCUCAACUCUGGAAUCCCCAUACCUGGGCACUUCCUCACAGAGCAGCUCCCCGGCAUCGAGCACCCCCAACUCCCCAGCCACAUCGCACCACAUGAGGCCCAGCUCUCUGCAUGGCCUGUCGCCAAAACUUCACCGCCAGUACCGCUCUGCUCGCUGCAAAUCUGCUGGCAACAUCCCCUUAUCGCCUUUAGCCCAUACCCCCUCCCCUACCACGUCCUCCCCGCCGCCUCUGAGCGGCCACACUGUCGGAAGCUCCAACACCACGCAGAUGUUCCCCGUCAAGCUACACUCCUCACCACCAGUUGCCCGUCCUCGUCCCAAGAGUGCAGAGCCACCCAGAUCCCCCCUUCUGCAGCGAGUACAGUCAGCAGAGAAGCUUGGAGCGCCUAUUCUGCCUUCUUCCUCAUCAUCAUCCUCGUCGCCUUCUCCUCUGACGGGAGGGGUGUGCCUCCGCAAGCACAGUUUGGAGGUGACACAUGGGGACUACAGGAGAGAGUCCUUCCACUGUGAGCACAGCCUACAGAGUCUGCUUGAGAUGGAGGGAGAGAAUGGACCUGCUCCACCUUCUCCUUCAUCCUCUUCGUCUCCUUCUCCACCUUUAGGAGGGGAAACCAGUAGUUUGCAUCCUGUUAGAAGGCUGGGAAGGCAGGAAACACCACUUAGCCGUGACACAAUGGUACCAGUAACAGAGACAGAUACUCAAACCAUGGCAUCGGAUCUUGCUGGGUGCAAUACUGAGACCAAAGCAACAAAAAGUGAAUCCGCCGUUGACCCAAAUAAAACAUUAUCCACCUCUAGGGUUCUACAGAGUUCAUCUGCAAUUGAGACGACCCCUCCUCCAGUAGCAGCCCCAUCCACCACUGAGAGCAAGCCGAAACACGGGGUCAAACCUUUAAAUGCAAACAUUGCACCUUCUGAGGCUACGGUCUCUAAGAGCAAACCUUGUGAGAAAAUAUCCCCUCCAGGGACAACAAAGUGCCUCCAACCGCAAGAGAAAAAGCAGAAGUAUGCUCACAUAGAAAGUGUCUCUUCAAAUAAAGUUUUAGGAAAUGCCGAAGACAAAACCAAAUACAUACCAGGUACAGAGAAAGGUGGCUGUCGCAAAGGAUCAAGUACAGAGUCAUCCAAACCUCGUAAAAGCACGGAGGCCAUUGAGAAGGAAGGCAGUGGUGGUGAUAAAAAAACAGAGACGACUAAGGUUAAAGGUCCUGCACCUCCAGUUCCCACCCCAGUGCAGGUCCACAGUGCAACAAAUGUACCAGUUGCUGGCAGCUCCAAAGUGGAGUGGGCAUCAAAGAGUUACCGGGGAGUGAAGGAGGAAAGGGCGCACCUGGAGGUGUUGGAAGAAAACCCCAUGUCUCCUUCUUCUAAUGCAACCUCACCUUGUUCGAGCAAGCCACGCGUCAUGUCACCCGGGGACAGAGCCAGCUUUGUCACGCAACUCACAAGCGUCGCCAAAACAGUACUUGGGCCUAUGAAAGGGGGGGCACAAGAUGGUUCCAAGGGCAAAGAUGCCUGUAAAUCAAGUGAGGAGAAACGAGGCAGCUCAGCGGGAAAAGCAGAGGCUUCAUGCGGGCCUGGGCGCCGUGGGGCUCAAACAACCUCUGCUGGUAGCGCUCUCCAGUUGGAUAAAGGAAACACUCGGAGCUCAAAGCAUCAUUCGUGAUGAAGAAGCAGACCCUCCAAUGCAUUGCCUUUUACUGUAGAAGCAUCCAAACAUAUCAUAUAACUUGACACCUUUUUAACAAACAUAAAUGGCUGAACAGAAAUAAUCUGAAUCCGAGACUUUGGACAAAAUGGGGACAAAAAUUAAAAUAAAUCAACUACUGUCAGCGCCGUGUAGCAUAUUAUAGGCCUGUGGAUGUCUUCGUCACAAUGUGCUGUAGAUGUAUUUAAAAAACAAACAAAAAAAACAAUGCAUGUUGUACAUAGAAAAUCAAAGAAAUUUAGAACAUAGAUGAAAAAUUACAAAAAAAUAAAUACAGAGGACCUUAAGGUAGUAAACACUGUGAACAACUUUGCAACCAUCUAAACAUGCAAACCACAUUCCAUUUACUUAGAUUGGUUAAGUUUAUUUAGCAAAAUGAUAUAAUUAAGUUAUGUAUCAUAAAAUGACAGAGAAAAUAAAACAAAUUAGACUCACACACUGGACCAAAAUACUUGUUGUCAAAAGAGCUGGCUGGUGUUCCGAUUGGUUCAAGGGCUGUAUUCAGAUGGGAUAAAGUAUGAGAUGAACUUGCACAGGGACACUAUGCAAUGUGCUAAUAAUGCCACUUUAGGUGACUAGGAUUACUAAGUUUACAUUGUGUUGUCAACCAGUAAAGGUGAAAAAAGAAGUAGUUGCAAUAAGCAAAGCAAAUCUAUUUUGCUUUCAAAGUUGUCCCUUUUGAUGUGUGCAAUUGCUACUGUAUGUGAAUUCAUCGUGUGUUAUAGUGUUAUUGAGGACUAAACGGUCAUAAAUUAGCACUUAAAAAGUUGGUUGAAUAUACAUAAGUCUUUUCUACAUAUGCUGAUCCAUUUUAUAUUUCAUAAUUUAUUGUGGAAGAAUGUUGUGGUGUUCUCAUUAGUUUUGUUUAAAGUAAAAACAUAUUGGUGUCUGCUAUAAUGUAUAUGAAAAACUGAUGCAUGUGAAAUGUUCUGGACAUUAUUCAUCUGACAAAAAAAUACAUUUUAGCAAUCAGUAUAUCAAAAGAUUCUCCUAUGCAAGGAGUAAGGAUAAAUACUCAAACUGAAUGUCCAACCAGCAUUUCCGAUCAGCAUUAAUACUGCAAUUUAAAAAAUGAAAAAUAAUAAUCUGCUGUAAAUGCAUGCUUUGCCGCAAUGCAAAGUGUAAAUCAAGCAUUACUGUGUGUCAGGUCAGAAAAGUCUUUGAAGAAAAUGUAAUGGUACUGUCAAAAGGCCAUUGUGCACGUUUGAUUUUCAUCAUUUGGGCACAGUCUGUCGACAGAUGCAGUUAGCUGGCGACAGGUUUGGGGGGAUUUAGGUACAUUUCGAACGUUCUGCAACACAUCAGGUACAGUUUGAAUCCUAUUUAGAAAUCCUGUGUAAUUGUGUAAGUAAUUAUCUGGACAUGGACACUCAACUAAUUUCAGAUUAAGUCCUUUAAAAAAUAAAAGUACAGAGGCCAUAUAUGACAUUUCGAAGUCACUUGACAGAAGAAACUUCAGUUACCGCUGUAUGCUACUUACUGUUGUUCAUUUGAUUGUUUUAUAGUUAUGGCCUAGAAAUGUUUGUCUUACAAAUAUUUACUUGAAUUAUGACUUUAGCGCAGGUUAGCGAAAUACGUCGCGUUUCGUACAUCGGGUUAAGAACGCAUCUCCCUAGUAAACCGAGGACCCCAUGCCAUGAUAAAGUCCUUGAUCGCAGCGUUUGUUCCUCCACCCUGGCCUCUUGGAUUUAAAACGUCACCUUUAAAAUACGUGUGUUCAAUUUUAACAUUACAGUUAAUUGUAUCAAGAUACGAUAGGGCUUGAAUAUGUUCAUUUGUAAAGAGACGUGUGCCUCCUCCCAGUGCAUUUUCAGUCUUCUGUUCGUGCGUCGUGCAAAACACCUAGACUUACCUUACACUGCCAUCUUGUGGCUGACAGGAGUAUAGGUUUAGUGAGAAAUCUGUCUACUUAUGUUCAUAAUUCUGAUGUCAGUGAAGAUGUGCAUAUUAUUUAAAAGGUUUUUUUGGUAAAUUCUAUAUAAGCUUACGACCUUUUCUUUCAUCCAAUAUGCUGUGUAGGGGUUCAGAGUAGAAUCACUUGUUCUUGCAUUAAACACAAAUGUUUUGUGUGCAGUGAGUUGCACUUUAUUUUUUGUCAAAUAUUGUCUUGUGUUUACCAACUAUUAUUAUAAUAUUAUUGUUAAUGCAUUUAAAUGUAUUCAUACAUUUCAAUAUACCUGUUUACGUUCCAAACAUAAGCAUCCGUCAAUUGGAAAAGUAAGUGUCUCAUUGCAUUUCAAAGCUCGCCGUACACACACAAACACACGCAGACACACAAAACACAGACACACAAACACACACACAAUUUAAAGUUGGCAUAAUUUCGUGUUUCGAUUUCAGUAAAUAUACUCGUGUGUUUAUUUUGAGAUGGAGAUCGCCAGUCAUAAAAUUCCAUUCUAUGAAAUAAGAACAAUUGAACCCCACCACACACUCGGUUCUUUGGGGUACUGUAAUUCAUGAUUUCAUGUAUGACAAAGAGGAUGUGUGUUAUUAGUUCCUGUACUGCAACUUGGGAGGUGGUGGGGCGGAACAAUAAAAAGUGACGAAAUGAC